Colletotrichum abscissum is the source of this 297-nucleotide messenger RNA. Its product is annotated as fungal hydrophobin. NCBI's taxonomy places the organism in Eukaryota, Fungi, Ascomycota, Sordariomycetes, Glomerellales, Glomerellaceae. The coding region runs from base 1 to 297 and encodes 98 amino acids. The record is from RefSeq and is a predicted model, not a curated record. Gene Ontology annotation, cellular component: extracellular region. The transcript is spliced from 2 exons.
AUGAGAUUCACCAUCGCUCUCACCGCUCUCUUCGCCGGCGUCGCUCUCUCCGCGCCCCUCGAGGAGCGCCAGGCCGUCUACGUCCCUUGCUCCGGCCUCUACGGCACCUCGCAGUGCUGCGCGACGGACGUCCUCGGCGUCGCUGACCUCGACUGCGGCAACCCGCCCGAGGCACCUACCUCGGCCGACGAGUUCAGCUCCAUCUGCUCUGCCAUCGGACAGCGUGCCCGCUGCUGCGUUCUGCCUCUUCUUGACCAGGGUAUCCUCUGCAACACCCCCACCGGUGUCACCGACUAA